Molecule: messenger RNA, 4021 nt
Organism: Cyanistes caeruleus (blue tit)
Lineage: Eukaryota; Metazoa; Chordata; Aves; Passeriformes; Paridae
Gene: OSMR
Product: oncostatin M receptor
Biological process (GO): positive regulation of cell population proliferation; cytokine-mediated signaling pathway
Cellular component (GO): external side of plasma membrane; membrane; signaling receptor complex
Molecular function (GO): oncostatin-M receptor activity; cytokine binding; ciliary neurotrophic factor receptor binding
Source: RefSeq, a predicted model, not a curated record
GAGCCGCUUCCCGGCACUGACCGGGGGGGCCUGCACGUCCCGGCGUGCGGGGAACCGGCUAACCCCGGCCGUGAGGGAGCUCCCGGCGGCUGCAGGCACCCCUCGGUACGGCGGUGCGGGAAGGCUGGAGCGGCGCCUCGGACCGCAUCUCCCUCCUCCGGAAACCAGCCAGCAUCAUCGCAUACCGAUAAUUUGAGUCGCUUCAUGACCGUCUAGUCUCCUCUGCUUUCAGGGUGCUAUGGCUUAACUACAGCCUAAAAGUUGCUGAUUUGACUUGAGCAAAAAUUACCUAGAUGAGGUACCUCGUGGGAUGAGGAUGCUGCACCUGCCAGAGGUGAUUAGGGUUUGGUUUCAACAUUUCGUGUGCCCGCUGCUUCAGGAAGGUGUUGACUUGCUCAGAAAUACGAUCCCAGACCCUUAAACCUGACAUCAUUUCGCAGAGAAAACCUGUUGCUCCCACUUUCUUUUAAGCAGUUGAAAUCCGUUGCUGGAUCUCAAGGCCAUUUUCAUAAACAAGAAAACAUAAGUUCCAGUGUGGUUCCUGAAAUUUUUGGAAUUUGACUAUUAUUUUGGCAUAACCUUUUUGACUCUCCUUUAAUCUAAGUUUUCCAUGCCUGGACAAAACUCCAGCAGGGCAAACCAGAUAGAUCCUAACAGAGUUGCAGCCUUUUGCAGGAAAAGGUGGACUAAUGAUGAAUCACUUCAUGAUUCUGGCACUACUGCUUCCCCUGAGGACGUGCUACACUACAUACUCACAGCAAGAAUCCAAUGUGUUUCCAGUAACAUACCUUAACGUUUCCAAGGAUUUAGAUCUUCAGCGGCUGCUGGUGGAAUGGGAUGUUGUCAAGUCAGCACAUGAUGCUGAGCUGGCAAUAUCUUUUGAAAUACAAGUCCGUCGACUCGAUGAAGCUACAACGGUGUGGACAGAGUUUCUUAAUGUCACACUUGAUAAAUUGGGUAAACCUCUUCAUUGGUCAUGGGAUUCAGACAUACCUUUGGAGUGUAUGUCACAUGCUGUGAGAAUUAGGAGCAAGGCAAAAUCAUCAAAAAUCUGGAGUCAGUGGAGUUUGUGGGAGACUGUCCCGGGCCUGGACACUUCAAAUAGAAGUGGGCCACAAAUCUUUCCAAAAGAAAAAUUUUUAGCAGAAGGCUCUGAUAUCACUCUUUGCUGCAUAGGAGGGAAAGGUCAAACCAUUAAGGAAUUUUCUGUAUACCCAGCUGUUGAUGUUUUCAAGUACACAAACAGUCAAGUCAGACUUCUCACUGUGGAAAAUCUAUCACAUGACAAAGGGUCUAACAUACAUGUCUACUGUUACGAUGAAGAUGAACGGUUGUAUCAGGCAGCUUUUUUUGUGGGUAAACCACCUGAUACACCUAAAGAUUUUUACUGCCAAACUCAAGACAUGAAAAGAGUAACAUGUACUUGGACAGAAGGAGAGACCUAUCUCUAUGGACAGAAUUUACCACGAUACACCUUGUCUAAAACGUCAUCCCAGAAAACACCUCUGUGCAAAGCAAGUUGUUCUAAGCAGUGCUCCUGCUCUUGGGAUAUAGGCCAGCAGUGGAUCUGGAAUGUCACAGUGACUGUGGAAAACCCACUGGGAAAGAAAACUGCUGCAGAUGUUUUUGAUGUAAAUCACAGAAUUUAUCCCACUGCACCUUUCCAGGUUUGGGAAGAUUGCACAGAUACAGAAAUUACAUUACACUGGAAUUAUGAAAACUAUGAAAUUGACCUCUUUUGUCAGACUGAAGUGCUCCAACCUGACGGCAAAGUAGAACUGCACAACAGCUCUGAGGUGGACUCAAAGCGUGUCACGGUGCGUGGGCUGCAGCCGUACACUGAGUACACGGCCAGGGUGCGCUGCGGGGUGGCCAAGCACUUCUGGAGGUGGAGUGAGUGGAGCCAACCCCUGACCACCAGAACAAAGGAAGGAACUCCAUCAGGGAAACUGGACAUAUGGAGAGAAAUUACACCAGUUCUGGGGGGACGAAAUGUGACCUUGUUCUGGAAGCAAACACCAAGUUUUCAAGCAAAUGGAAAAAUUAUUUCCUAUGAAGUAACCUGGGAAAAAAUAGAAGAUGGCUCCAAGCCUGAAAGCAUCUCCUUUUCUUCAGUCUACAACAGCACAAGGAUUUUCAUUGAUAACCAUUCCUAUAGAAUCAGUAUCAUGGCAAAGAACAAUGUUAAUUUUUCACUUCCUUCAGUAUUGAUCAUCUCUAGAGCUACAGAUAACAGUAUCAAAAAGCUUAAGGAAGGACAGGUUAAUGGUACAGAUGAUGGCAUUUUUAUCACGUGGGAGCCCAGAAGUAUAUAUGACAGUUACAUUAUUGAUUGGUGUAACUUUCCCAGGUUGCAGCCUUGUGAUUUGCUGUGGAAGAGAUUUGGACCAAACACUUCCAGUGCUGUGAUCAGCUCAGCUGCUUUUGUUCCGGGGGUGAGAUACAAAUUCCGCAUCUAUGGCUCUGUUGCUAAUAGAGCCUCCUUGCUGGAAAAGAAGAUUGGUUAUCUCAGGGAGCUGCCUCCUCGUCUUGACCCUAUUGUGAGAAAAGUUGACCUAAGUUACAAUUCAGUAACACUGUCUUGGGAUUCUUAUCUCACAAAUGAGUCAGAGCCUGGUUUUAUAAGAGGCUACCAUGUUUAUGUGUCACCUAUAGAAGGGAACUGCAAUCUGAAAGGAUCUAAAAAGCACAUUCUUUCAGAUGAAUCAGAGCUAUGUAAAUACACAAUUGACAACCCAGAAGAAAAGAGAUACACCGUGAAACACCUGAUGCCAAACACAAAGUACAAAAUAGUGGUUAAAGCAUUUACAGGUGGAGGAGAGACUCCCAUUGUUAACUUUAGAUACAUAGAUACGCCAUAUAAUUCAAACAUGCUGUACUUUGUUGCUGUGCUAGUGAUAGUUCCAGCCCUAGUAGCAGCUAUAUGCCACUGGAAGAUGAUGUGGGUGAAGGAGUGCUGCUGUCCUGUAAUACCUAGUCCUAGUAAGAGCAAAGUGCUGUCAUUCAAAGACUUUAAGAUUGAUUCUGAGAAAGUGCUGAAGAUAAAUGACUGCCUUCCUGACAUGCUAGCCAUUGACAGUAAUGCUGAAGCUCAGAAAUUGCAUCCUGUUACCUGGAGCCCAUUAUCUUCAACACCAACUGAAGAUAUGAUUGAUGGUCACAUUUCUUCCUGGAUUUACCCUAGUGAAAACGUAGCGAGAAACUUCGCACCCACACCUACACCUCAAACUCAUACUUGUUUUGAGAACUUUGCUUAUUCUUCUCCACUUAAGACUGAAUCUGAUCCCUACCAAAUACCGAAGACACUGGAAGCAGGCAAGACAAAUCAGGCAGUGGUGCUGUACCAGCCUCAAUGCUAUUUAGAUAUUUUUCAUGAGGAUGCAGCCUCAACCACCAGAGAAACAGCUGAAAGAAAGAACAGUCUGAAAUACAUCUCACAAACAGAUGCACGCUGUCUGGGUGGGAGGCUUUGAACUUCUGUCCUCCAGUGAGUCCAUCCAGUGUUUGGCUAUAUACUAUAAAUGAGAAUUCCUAAAACCACAACUUCUUUGGAUUAGGUCUCUCACAAACCCAGCUGCCUGACUUCCAUUAAUAUGGCAAAGCUGUUGUUUCUGGACUAGUUUUGAGUACUGUUUUACACAGGAAUUAUGUGUGCUAUGGUUCCAUUACAACUUACAGGCAUUAGAUGAGAUUUAUAGGCUGAUUUGUGGCCUGUAUUAUGCAGGAAGUUACAUCACAGCAAUCUGUCAUGGGCUCAUACAGAGAACUGCUUUAGUUUGCAGAGAUUAAAACUAUUUGUAGAGGAGCAAAUGAAACAAGGGGGAAGGUUGUGCUGUUCAAGGAGUGUAUUUCUCUUGCAGUGUUCUGUGUGCUGUGGCCACCCCAGCCAAUGGGUACUGUGCUGCGGAGGGUGGAGCAUUGCCCAGCCCAGUCAUUUUAGGGGCUGGGUUGUAUUUUCUCUCUCUCAAAUGAUGUCAAGAAUCAUUGUAGCAGCAUUCCCUGCACACACUGCGGCUCAUUC